Hypoxylon fragiforme is the source of this 1319-nucleotide messenger RNA. RefSeq lists its product as uncharacterized. Bases 168 to 1034 code for a protein of 288 amino acids. NCBI's taxonomy places the organism in Eukaryota, Fungi, Ascomycota, Sordariomycetes, Xylariales, Hypoxylaceae. The transcript has a single exon. The record is from RefSeq and is a predicted model, not a curated record.
CAGGCUAUUGUCGUUGCAAUUCACCCUGAGGAUGAAAGUCAAUAUAUAUAUAUAUAUAUAUAGCGGUUUUGGCAAGGAAGUGAGCGUUGAGUCUACCUGGGUAGGUCAGCUUGAUUAUUGACUACAUUCACCCUGCUCCGCCGUUUUCAGUACUUAGUAGCUUAGACAUGGCUACUAUUUUCUUGCUAGAAUUGCUCUUGCUUUCUACGUUGGCUUCUGCCGAGUGUGCCAGAGAGUUUCUCACAGGUAUCACCGACCAGUACGUUGCAGCCCAGGCCAGAGGAUCCAGCAGUGACGUGGUUCGGUUGGCAGCAUCUAAUGUCAUGUAUACUGAGAACGAAGUAUCCAAAGCCAUCGAGGAUGGCAUUUUGGCAGAACCCAUCAAGAUAGACCACAGCCGCAGCAUCCACGACACUGUCAACUGCGCUGCUUUCACCGAGAUCAUUGCCUCGAGCAAUCCUCACCAGUAUGUUAUAGGGACGCGUAUGGUAUUUGAUGGCGAGGAACAUAUUUCUUUGAUGGAAUCCAUCGUGACGGAUGAAGGGGAUUGGGCAUUCAACGCGACGGGAUAUCAAUACUGGAAUUCGCUUGAAAAUUGGGACCCCAUCCCUGAAGAUCAACGAGACACACGAGAGGUGAUACAAGCGGCUGGCGAUGCCUACUUUGAACGAUUCAAGAACGAGAGCGUAACUGUGCCCUUCGGCGUCCCCUGCUCUCGGCUAGAAGGAGGCGCUUCCACUGCGCCAUUGAAUAUGACGGGUGACUCUUGCACGCUCGCAGGCUUGCCCUCGACACUGGUAGUCACCAACCGUCGGUACGUCGUCGAUGAGACGUUUGGUGUCGUGGACAUUUAUCUUGGGUUCCCAGGGCUGGAUCGAUCACAGGGAGAGAAACCAAUGCCAGAUAGCCACAUGUUUAGAAUCGAAUCCGGAAAGAUCAGAUAUAUUCACACUGUUUCGUCAUGUGUGGAGGUGGGCUGUGGAUUUAACGGAACCAUUCCAACGUCGAGGGCUCGACGGCUGCGACAUCUUUGAGACCAUUGUAUCUUGUGUUUGGGGUUUAUUUGACAACAAACCUAUUCAAGCACUGCUCUCUUAUCCUUUUGAACUGGCCAGUAUGCAAUUUGAUUGUAUAAAUGUUGGGUCAUUUUCCAGUCUGCAGAUAGGGGGAUGGUAGUAUUAUAAUAGCACAAAGGAAUCUUUUAAGAGGGGCUAAUAGGUGGUGAAAGAUUAUUGAAGUGUCAUAAGCCAAGUCUUAGCAUAACAGAAGACUACCUAGGUAGUUAUACUAUAUACUUCUCAUCUAGCACUAUUUGUACA